Molecule: messenger RNA, 1512 nt
Organism: Opisthorchis viverrini
Lineage: Eukaryota; Metazoa; Platyhelminthes; Trematoda; Opisthorchiida; Opisthorchiidae
Exons: 1
Coding region: 1-1512 (503 amino acids)
Biological process (GO): chemical synaptic transmission; regulation of membrane potential; signal transduction
Cellular component (GO): membrane; neuron projection; synapse
Molecular function (GO): neurotransmitter receptor activity; chloride channel activity; extracellular ligand-gated monoatomic ion channel activity
Source: RefSeq, a predicted model, not a curated record
AUGAUUUACUUUGGAUUCCUCUUGAUCACUGUGGGUGUGGCUCUCACAAACGAAUUGUCUAUUCGUGAUCAGAUUGUGAAUAGUCUUUUUGAAAAGUACGAUGUCAAGGUCCGCCCAAGCGAGUAUACACAAAACGAGACUGUGGUCACUGUGUACAUUUCCAUAUCGGCCAUCACUUCUGUGGACGUGAUGAAUAUGCAAUACACUGUGGACAUGCUGCUACGUCAAGAAUGGCGUGACCCACGUCUUGCAUGGGACCACAACCCACGCUAUUCUAACUACACAAAGAAUAUAGUUUCUCCGACAUUCAAAACGAAAAUAUGGAUUCCUGACCUAUUUUUCCGCAACGGAAAAGAGGGGAGAUUGCAUAAAAUCACUUGUGAAAACCUUCUCAUCCGCAUACAACCAAACGGGGACGUGUUGUAUAGUCAAAAGAUUACAAUGCGUUUGGCCUGUCAGAUGCACUUGCGAACCUUUCCGAUGGACACGCAAGAAUGUGACAUGGAUAUUGGGAGUUAUGGUUAUACAUUAGAGCAACUUCGUUUCGUCUGGCGCAACGAGACUCCCGUAACAUUGCCCCGUGAUUUGCAGAUAUCUGAGUUCGACCCCCCGGAAGAAAUGAUUCCGCGUGACUGCUCCAGUCUGUACAAAACGACCACUGGACAAUAUACAUGUUUAAAUGUCACGUUCCUUCUUUCGCGUCAGAUUGGCUACUGGUUAGCCAGUACAUAUAUUCCAAACACCUUAAUCAUGGUGGUUUCUUGGCUAAACUUCUGGGUCAGCCCGGAAGCUGUUCCGGCGCGAGUCAAUCUCAGUUUACUAACACUUCUUGGGGUGAUUACUCAGACCACAAGCUACGCAAGCACUCUACCGCGAGUGUCAUACAUCAAAGCUAUUGACGUUUGGACUAUUGCUUGUAUAGCUUUCAAUUCUGGAGUUCUACUAGAAUUCGCUUUCGCCUCACACUUGUCGAAACAACGCAAGAUUUCCGAAUGGCAGGCGGAAGUGCGCAAAAUGGUUCGUCGAGAAUUGGCAAGCUGGUGCAACACUUGUCAGCAGUCGUACGAUCAGAAUGAACCAUCGUCAAUCUGCCACAUCGUUUCCGAGCCUGGUAAACCAGCAUCGUUCAUUGUUCCGAAUAGUCGACUAUCCGAAUCAUCGUCAAAAAUGCUUGUGAGGAUGACCAGUUCCGGAUUGUCGUCAGCAUCGUCCAUGAAAGAAUACAAUAGCAACAGUUUGUUUUACAAAUCACGUAGAGCAGGCAAACAACCGGAACAACGAUGGAUGGAACGGGAGCACUUUCCUAGUCGAACCGCUGCGAUCGGAUUCGAAUCCAGCACUCCGGCAAAGGAUGCUCUACUCCCAGUCAGCGAGAUUCUAGAGCCUGCUGGACCGAAAAGAGGGGAAAUUAAUGAGAUAGACAUGUACAGUAGGUUUAUUUUCCCUGCUGGGUUUAUCAUUUACAAUUGCAUCUACUGGGUAUAUUACUUGGUUCUGAUGAAGCAUAAGUAG